AUGAGUCGAAGGAAUUUAAAUAAUAAUGAGAAUAUUGAAAAUCUUCGAAAUCUUAGAAGUAUGCAACAAAUACAUCAACAACUCCAUCAACAACUCCAUCAACAAAUUUUAAUGCAACCACCUCACCAUCAAUUUCACCAACAUAAUCAUCCUCAUAAUAUUCAUCAUUCACAACAUCAACAACACCAUAAUAUAUUUUUAAAUAAUAAUAAUAAUAAUAAUAAUAACAAUAACAAUAAUAGUAAUAAUAAUAAUAAUAGUAAUAAUAAUAUUAAUAGUCAUAAUAAUAAUAAUAUUAAUAAUCAUAAUAAUAAUUAUAAUAGUAAUAAUAGUGGUAAUAAUAAUAAUAAUAAUAAUAAUAAUAAUAAUAAUAAUAAUAAUAAUAAUAAUAAUAAUAAUAAUAAUAAUAAUAAUAAUAAUAAUAAUAAUAAUAAUAAUAGCAAUAAUAGUAAUAAUAACAAUAAUAGUAAUAAUAGUAGUAGCAAUAAUAUUCAUAGUAAUAGUAGCAUUAAUAAUAGUAACAAUAAUAAUAAUAGUAAUAAUAACAAUAAUAAUAUUAAUAUUAAUAAUAAUAAUAAUAAUAAUGGGAAUAAUAAUAAUAAUGCAUCAUUGCCUUUACAACAACACCACCAACAACAUUUUAAUAACAGUCAUGGAAGUCAAUUAGUACAAAUGCACUUACAAGCACAUCAACAAGUUGUGCAUCAUCAUCAUGUUCACCACGUGCAUCAUGUGCAUCAUAUACACCAUGCACCUCAAUAUCAACAACAACAACAACAACAACAAUCUCAACAACAACAACAACAACAACAAUCUCAACAACAAUCUCAACAACAACAGUAUCACCAACAAAGACAGCAACAACAAUAUUAUCAACAACAACAACAACAACAACAACAACAACAACAACAACAACAACAACAACAACAACAACAACAACAACAACAACCAUACCGUCAACAACAAACAAUAUCAUCACAUCAUCAUCAAAGAAAUUUUUUCCAAAACCAUUAUAAUCAACAUAAUGAUAGUUUAAAUAAUAGUGGUCAUGCUCAACAACAUCAUCACCACCAUCAUCAUCACCAUCAUCAUCCAUCUCAUUAUCAUGAAACCAUUGAGAAUAUUCAAUUUGAAGAUACAGACCCAGAUGAUAUGAAUCAAUAUGAACAUUAUUUGGAGCUUGAUAGAAAUAAUGUUCCACGUGGAGUACCAGACAGUGAAAUUAAAAAACUAAAAAGAAUUAUCUACAAUAUUGAAGAAUCUGAGAAAUUAGGCUCAAUAUGUUGUAUUUGUCAAGAACCAUUCAAAAAUGGUGAAUCAUUAAUAUCACUACCUUGUCUUCAUAGGUAUUGUGAGGAGGAAAUUAUGAAAUGGUUUGAAAGUAAUAAUACUUGUCCAUUAUGUCGUAAACCUGUAACUUUACAAAGUUGA
Messenger RNA from Dictyostelium discoideum AX4, 1431 nucleotides. RefSeq lists its product as hypothetical. Gene Ontology annotation, biological process: negative regulation of organ growth; protein ubiquitination. The record is from RefSeq and is a predicted model, not a curated record. NCBI's taxonomy places the organism in Eukaryota, Evosea, Eumycetozoa, Dictyosteliales, Dictyosteliaceae. Bases 1 to 1431 code for a protein of 476 amino acids. The transcript has a single exon. Gene Ontology annotation, molecular function: ubiquitin-protein transferase activity.